GACUAUUAAGAAUUAUAGCCAAUUUGCUUUAUCAAAGAAGAUAUCAAUCAACUUUCAUGGGAAAAUUGGGAAUUCCUUUCCUCAAAGGAUUUUCAAAGUUCAUGUUUUAUUGGUGGUACUGUUCCUCCAUUGAUCAAGAAUUUCAAUUUUUGGAAAGUGUCAUGAUUAAGGAGCAGGUUGGUAUCUUGCCAUCAUCAUAGUGGUUGAUCGUUUCUUUUCUAAGUUCAACACUCUGAUUUUCUGUGUUGCUUCAAUUGAGUGUUUACUGCACUAAUUUCAGUUGUUGGAAUUAAUCAAUAGGUAGUUAUAAAAGGCACGAGGAAGCAAAGAAAAAUUUAUUGGUAGUGGUUCUACAUGAGAUUCUGGAGCUGUCAUACAGGUUUGGAGAGCAGACGAAAGCCCCGAUCUCUGUUUAGACAACAGCAUUCAAUCAUUCCUUCUCCAAACGCUGCGUUUUAAUCUGUCUCUUAGCACAAGGCCUCUUCUUUCCAGCAGUCACAAGGCCUGUCUUGGAAUCGUUUGAAACAUCAAAGCAAGUUCCUCAACCUGCCCCAAGUGAUGAUUUCAAGAUUGAGAUCACUUAGAGCACUACAACAACAGAUGGAAGUUCAGAAGUGUCUCUAAGCUUGCAAGCAAAGAAAGAGAGAAUGCUUUUGCUGAGAACAAAGAGAUCCAACCAACCAUAUCAAAUCCCUCAAAAGCUCACAUUAUUUCUCAACAUUGCUUUUAAAUCAUCUGGCCAAUCUCAUCCAUCUUUAGAAAUCAAAAGUGAAAUUGAUAGAGUUACUAGAAUCAUUAACGACCAUCCAUUUCCAGAUCACCCGCUCCAUUCCACCCUCAUUCAGCAUGUUCCUAAGCAUCUCCUUUCCAACACCUUUGUGGAGAAUGUUCUUGGUCGCCUCUUUGCAGCCCAUUCCAAUGGUUUUAAAGCCUUUGAAUUCUUCAAAUUCUCGCUCCAACAUUCUGAGUUCUGUCCAAGUUCAGAUGCUUUUGAAAAGACACUCCACAUUCUUACACGAAUGCGCUAUUUUGAUAAAGCUUGGGAGUUGAUGGAAGAAAUUCAACAAACACACCCUUCCUUGCUCACCCUUAAAUCGAUGAGCAUCAUGCUGUCAAGGAUUGCAAAAUUCCAAUCUUAUGAAGAUACCCUUGAAGCAUUUGGGAGGAUGGAGAAGAACGUAUUCUUUGGGAGGGAGUUUGGUGCCAAUGAGUUCAAUGUACUCCUGCGAGCAUUUUGCACGCAGAGACAAAUGAAGGAGGCUCGAUCUGUGUUUCACAAGAUGCAUUCUCGAUUUUCUCCCAACACCAAAACCAUGAAUAUCUUACUAUUGGGGUUCAAGGAAUCUGGUGAUGUCACUGCAGUGGAACUAUUCUACCAUGAGAUGAUUCGAAGAGGUUUCAAGCCAAAUUCAGUGACCUAUAAUAUCAGAAUUGAUGCAUACUGCAAGAAAGGUUGUUUUGGUGAUGGUUUGAGGCUUCUUGAAGAGAUGGAAAAGGCUAAUUGCCCUCCAACAUUAGAAACAAUUACUACUUUGAUUCAUGGAGCAGGGGUAGCUCAAAACAUAUCAAGGGCACGAGAACUAUUCAAUGAGAUAUCUAUCAGAAAUUUACAGCCUGAUAUUGGUGUUUAUAACGCUUUCAUGAGUUCACUCAUCAGAUCAAGAGAGGUGCAGUCUGCACUUAUGUUGAUGGAUGAGAUGGAAGAAGAGGGUAUUGGGCAUGAUAGCAUGACCUAUCACACCAUGUUUCGUGGGUUGAUGAGAUCAAAUGGCAUUGAGGGUGUUUCUGAGCUCUAUCACAAGAUGAUCAGGCGAAACUUUGUGCCAAAGACAAGAACAAUAGUGAUGCUAAUGAAAUGGUUCUGUCAAAAUCAGCAGCUCGACUUGAGUUUAGAUUUGUGGGGGUACCUGAUAGAUAGAGGAUACUGCCCCCACGGCCAUGCACUAGAUCUUCUGGUAACAGGGCUAUGCUCCCAUGGAAAAGUGAAAGAGGCCGUAGAAUGUGCAAAACAGACGUUGGAGAGAGGAAGGCCGAUGAGCGAAGGGGUGUUUCGGAUGCUGGAGAGGUACUUGGUAGAGGCAGGGGAGGGUGAGAUGCUAUGGAAGCUUGACCAGAUGAUAAAGAAAUUACAUACAGUUUUGCCUCCAUCAAGAGGGCAUGCCAUUGGUCUUGCUACUCAAACUUGGUAACUUAAUUUGCUUUAUAUAAAUGGGGUUGUAUUCAUGGUGAUCUGUUCUAAUAUAUUUAUGAUUCUUGUUUCUCAUCUGUUUCUUGAGGCAUCUGAUUACAGAGGGAAGGAUAUACAGAUCUCAAAUGAAUUAUGAAUUCUUUUCA
This is a messenger RNA of Vitis vinifera (wine grape), 2334 nucleotides long. Its product is annotated as pentatricopeptide repeat-containing protein At3g61360. The record is from RefSeq and is a predicted model, not a curated record. Lineage: Eukaryota; Viridiplantae; Streptophyta; Magnoliopsida; Vitales; Vitaceae. The transcript is spliced from 4 exons. Bases 648 to 2189 code for a protein of 513 amino acids. Gene Ontology annotation, molecular function: protein binding.